Messenger RNA from Sphaeroforma arctica JP610, 193 nucleotides. RefSeq lists its product as hypothetical. The transcript has a single exon. Lineage: Eukaryota; Ichthyosporea; Ichthyophonida. The annotation marks the transcript as partial. The record is from RefSeq and is a predicted model, not a curated record.
AAAACUCAGCUUGGAUGUAGAGAUGGUGUCUGGUCGCAUCCUACCGUUUCUGGCACCCAUGUGCACCGACCGAGGUCUCAACGCGGCGCAGUUUAAAACGUUUAUGAGUGCUCUCAAGUCCAUGAUCAUCUACAUCGAACGGGAGAGAGGUGCCAAACUAAACGACCACGACAAGGUACGCGUCUUGGAUUGA